This is a messenger RNA of Bicyclus anynana (squinting bush brown), 1214 nucleotides long. RefSeq lists its product as uncharacterized. Bases 293 to 1132 code for a protein of 279 amino acids. Lineage: Eukaryota; Metazoa; Arthropoda; Insecta; Lepidoptera; Nymphalidae. The transcript has 7 exons. The record is from RefSeq and is a predicted model, not a curated record. Gene Ontology annotation, biological process: L-proline biosynthetic process. Gene Ontology annotation, molecular function: pyrroline-5-carboxylate reductase activity.
GAGGACACAUUACCAGCUCGUUCCACAGUGCACAAUGUUCUAUUACUCGAUACGCAUUUAAAAGGACAAUUAUGAAAUGUCUAAACAAAAGAUUUAAAAUAAAACUAAAAAAAUAAAUAAUAAAAUUACAGUGACAACAUUAACAAGUCUCGAACAGUGAAGUGUAUUUGGUGUAAACAAGAUCUGAUUUAUGACAUUUUUUUUUCUUUUUAAUUUAAUAAUUUAUUAAUUAUUAAUUUUUGUUAAUUUUUAAUUUAUUUAUUUUUGACGGAAACAUAUUACUGUCAUCAAGAUGAUUACUCUAUCGUUGAAAGAAGCAAUGAAGAUCGGUUUUAUUGGUGGAGGAAAAUUGGCGUACGCCUUGGCAAGUGGAUUCAUAUCAGCCGGUUUGGCAAAAGCGGAUGAAAUCACAGCCAGUUGUCAUCCAUCCGAUUUGGUCUCCGCUGAGGCAUUCAAGAAAUUAGGAGCAACAAGCCUGUUUGAAAACAAACCUGUGGUAGAAAGAUCGGAAGUGGUGAUUGUGUCGGUCAAACCUGAUGUGGUAGUUCCAGCUCUCCAAGAUGUAAGAGAAUUGGCUGCAUCGAAGAAUAAGCUGUUCAUAUCAGUAGCUAUGGGUGUCUCUACUGGAACUAUAGAAAAGGUCCUCCCAACAGAAGCACGUGUGAUCCGCGUAAUGCCGAACACGCCAGCUCUAGUCAACGAAGGCGCUGCUGCGUUGAGCCGAGGGUCACGAGCCACAGCUGAGGACGCCAAGCUGGCUGCACAGCUGUUUCGCGCUGUGGGCACUUGCGAGGAGGUGCCCGAGUACCAAAUGGAUGCAGUCACCGCCCUCAGUGGGAGUGGACCGGCUUACGUAUACAUGCUAAUUGAGUCACUAGCCGACGGCGGGGUCCGCUGUGGCCUGCCCCGAGACCUGGCGCUUCGGCUGGCUACACAGACGACCCUGGGCUCGGCCGCCAUGUUGCGUAAUGGCGGACAUCCGGCCGCCAUGAAAGACAACGUCACAUCCCCUGGAGGAUCAACGGCGGAAGGGACAUAUCACUUAGAGAAAAAUGGGUUCCGAUCAGCUGUUAUUGGUGCAGUUAUGGCGGCGACAGAACGGUGUAAAGUAGUCAAUAAAUUAUAUCAAUAGGGGUAACUAAAAGUUAUAGGAAUAAUUGCAUAUUAUUGAGUCUCCGAAUUUCUAAAAAAUAUGAAAUAAAAAUGUCUACAUA